Messenger RNA from Rhagoletis zephyria (snowberry fruit fly), 2148 nucleotides. Its product is annotated as nose resistant to fluoxetine protein 6-like. Gene Ontology annotation, molecular function: acyltransferase activity, transferring groups other than amino-acyl groups. The record is from RefSeq and is a predicted model, not a curated record. Lineage: Eukaryota; Metazoa; Arthropoda; Insecta; Diptera; Tephritidae.
AUGUUCCAACACAGAUUAUAUCCACUCAGUUUAUUCUUUAUCCUGCUAUGUUGCUGUGUCUUCUGUAAGCCAGCUCUUGCCGAUAACAACGGCGCUCAAUUCGAGUCAAUGCAACGAUCGUCGAUUUUAUUUGGCUUGACAACAAUCAGUCGCCCAGAUUUCGUUAAUGCCAGAUGUCAUGGCCAACUGCAGAUUAUGCAAAAGGCCAUACUGCAACAACAACCGUGGGCAAUAAAAAUGUACGAUGCUGCAGGUUCCAGGGAGCCUGGCUUUGUGUUAGGCAACGGCUUAUGGCUGGGCAGCCGGAACACUUGUGAUUCCGUUAAACAGCCAGUCAAUCUCAAAAUAUCUAAACAUUUACCACACAAAAUGGAUACGAAACUAAUCACAGACAUUGCACCAUUUCCCGUUGACUUUCGUGUCGUCCAUCUCUGGCAUAACUCUACUUUGCAAAUGGAUCCAAUUUUACCAUACUAUGAACCACGCGUCUCUAUCGGCCUUUGCCUGCCAACCGCGUGCACACUUUCCGAGAUAGCCCAACUAAUGGACAUUUAUGUAGAGGAUGAGAUAUUUUUAGCGAAUGAUAUUUUUAAUUUGCGGCUACGUGUGGACAGCGUUAAGGAACUUAAAAUGCGUCCGGGCUCUUUAGCGCGUCCUUCGUUCAUCAUUUUAGCUGUGUCCUUGUUCUUGACGCUGCUACUGACAGUCGUGGCUUUAUCGCGGCGCAUGAAGAGAAAUAAUGAAACUGCUGGUAUGGUGGCUAACGGUGAUCGAAAGAAGAAGAAUAGUGCAGGUGUUGCGGUGGCGAAGCCUAAAUCGAGUGCAGAACCUUUGACUGGCAAAGGAUAUUUGGAUUGUUUUGAUGUGCUAAACAAUUUUGAAUUGCUAUUUCCAGCUGGUGAAGAUGGAGUAAUGGAUGGAAAUGUUUUAUUUCCUGGAGUGAAUGGCUUGCGUUGGUAUGGUGCAAUGUGUGUGAUUCUAUAUCAUCAGCUUUGGGUUACCUUUAUGGUGACGAGCAAUAAGUCGGAACAAUUCAAAUUCACCAAUGAUUUGGGAAAUUUUGAGGUCUUCGUGGAUUUAUUCUUCACAAUAAGUGGCUUCUUGCAGACAUAUCAUUUCUUCCGGAACAGCAGUACAAUUGAGAAAAUACGCAAAUCUGACUUAUGGAAGUGUGUGAAGCUAAUAUUCAUGUACCUAGCGCAUCGCUUGAUAAGAUUGGGCCCACUCUAUUUAAUUGUCAACUGCAUAACCGACACCGGAAGUCUUAUGAUAGACGAUCUAUCAGUUUACCAUUUUAGUUAUCGAGCGUACGAGAAAUGCGAAUUGUAUUGGUGGCGAAAUGCACUCUUCAUACAAAAUCUCUUCACUCACGAGGAUAUGUGCAUGUUUUGGACCUGGUCUUCGGCAUGUGAUAUGCAAUUUUAUUUAAUUAGCACAAUUUUGCUCUUCGUUUAUGUGAAACAACCGAAAGCGGCGCGUGUUCUUACGCUAUUCCUUGUACCAGCAAAUUUGGCGUACACCUUCUACAUCGGCCUGACCAUGAAUUUUCAAUAUUCAUUGGAAACAACCUUAACACUCUUCACCGAGCUCUACAUGCAUCCGCUGUCACGCGUCUUCGCUUACAUAAUAGGCGGUGUAGCUGGCUGGUAUUUCGUACAAAAUCAAAAGCAUCAACUCCAUGCGCGUUUCUUUCAGAAUCAAUCGUUGCAAGAGUUUCUCGGUUACUUGGCGAUUAUUGUAUUCUUCACUUGCAAUUUUACAACCUUCGCUUCGGGGCAUUCGAAUUUUUACUACGUUGCGGUGUUGGUGCUGCACCGUUUGCUGUUUUCAGCGAGUGUCUGUUGUUUGAUAUUUUCAAAAGCUGCGGGUUGCGUAAAGUGGUUCUUUGCCAUUUUGGAGAACCCAAUUUUCAAGAAAUUCAAUCAAAUCACCUAUGCUUUGUUCCUAAUGAAUCCAAUCGUUAUUCAAGUGGUGGCGGCAUUUGGCAAUGCAAGUAUCCCCUCUACACCGCUUAGAUUGUCAAUGGAUUAUCUUGCCUAUUGUGCUAUUCUCUACUUUAUUUGCACGAUUUUAACCCUGUUAUUCGAGUUGCCCUACAAAAGUAUAUCAAGACUGAUGCUGCAGCACGCCAAAGAGAAGCUUAACUGA